GGCCGAGCCAGCGCAGCGCUGGGAGCGGGACUGGGGGUGGGGAGACCAGCCCGGCCGAGGCGAGGGCCACCCCCUGGUCCUCUGCCCUCGCGCCCCGCCAGGACCAGCUUUUCUCUGCUCCCUCUAAACUCCUGAGGCUUGGAGAAAGAGAACUCUUAAAAACCAGUUUUUCUCUAUUUGAAUGACAGACCUUGCAGAAGACUUGUGUGGAAGAGUUUCUCUCAUCCCAGGUACAAAAAGCCUUAAGCAAGUUAUAAUCUAGGCAACAGGCUCCCUGAAGUAUUGACUUCCAACUUAAUCAUGAACAUGAAUCAAAAAUGUUAAUAAAUAAGCCAAGAUGACAGAUUAAGUAACUUGCCCAGUCUCACACAAGGAGUGGUGGAACAGGAGACCAUGGGGAAUUCAUAUGCUGGGCAACUGAAAUCUGCUCGAUUUGAAGAAGCUCUCCACAACUCCAUAGAAGCCUCUCUCAGAUGUAGUAGUGUGGUACCACGGCCAAUUUUUUCCCAGCUGUACUUGGACCCUGACCAGCAUCCUUUCUCAGCUGCAGAUGUCAAACCCAAGGUGGAAGAUCUGGAUAAAGAUUUGGUACACCGCUACACUCAAAAUGGCAGUCUGGAUUUUUCUAACAGUCUAGCAGUUAAUGAAAUGGAAGAUGAUGAUGAUGACGAAGAAAUGUCUGAGUCAAAUAGUCCACCAAUUCCUUAUUCACAGAAACCUGCCCCAGAAGGAUCUUGCACUACAGAUGGUUUUUGUCAAGCAGGAAAGGAUUUGCGUUUGGUAUCAUUGUGUAUGGAGCAAAUUGACAUCCCAGCAGGAUUCCUCCUGGUUGGGGCCAAAUCUCCCAAUCUUCCUGAACACAUCCUAGUCUGUGCUGUAGACAAGCGAUUUCUACCAGAUGAUCAUGGGAAAAAUGCACUUUUAGGAUUUUCUGGAAACUGUAUUGGCUGUGGAGAAAGAGGAUUUCGGUAUUUCACAGAAUUUUCCAACCACAUUAACUUGAAGCUCACCACUCAGCCAAAGAAGCAGAAGCACUUAAAGUACUACCUAGUCAGAACUUCCCAGGGGGUACUGUCAAAGGGGCCUCUUAUCUGUUGGAAAGAAUGUAGAAGCCGACAAUCCUCUGCUGCUUGCCAUCCUACUAAACCAAAUCCUUCAGUAUCAUCAACUGUGACCCCAGAAAAUGGGACAACUAAUGGAUAUAAAACAGGAUUCACUCAGACAGAUUCACCGGUUCUCAGCCCAGCUAAUUCUGCAAUCAAUUUAAGUGGAGCUCAGGACCUGACCCGGAAUAAGAAUGUUGUGAAACCACUGGCUUUAUCUUUACAGGUUGUAGGGAAGACUUUUGCAGAUGCUGCAAAUGGGAACAGCCAUGGAGGCAAGAGUAGUGCAUCUGGGUCCACUCCAGCCCGCCCAGGGAACUACUCCUUGUCACCAAGACCUAGCUACGCAUCCGUAGACCAAGCUACCAUGUUCAUUUCUGGGCCGCCAAAGAAACGACACCGAGGAUGGUAUCCUGGGUCACCUGUCCCCCAACCUGGUUUAGUUGUACCUGUUCCUGCAAUUCGCCCUCUUUCAAGAACUGAACCCCUUUUAUCUGCCCCAGUUCCACAGACCCCAUUAACUGGAAUUUUACAACCUCGGCCCAUUCCUGCAGGGGAAACUGUAAUUGUUCCUGAAAACCUGCUGAGUAACUCAGGAGUUAGACCAGUGAUUCUGAUAGGCUAUGGCACUUUACCCUAUUUCUAUGGAAAUGUUGGUGACAUUGUUGUGAGUCCUCUGCUGGUGAAUUGCUACAAGAUUCCUCAGUUGGACAACAAAGAUUUAGAACAACUGGGGUUGACGAGCAGCCAACUCCUGAGUGUGGAAAACAUGAUCCUUUUGACAAUACAGUAUCUUGUGCGCCUGGGUCCUGACCAGAUGCCUCUCAGGGAAGAAUUUGAGCAAAUUAUGCUGAAAGCUAUGCAGGAAUUUACUCUGAGAGAGCGAGCCCUGCAGAUGGGCUCUUCAUGUACACCUGUGUCACCAGGACAACUCCCAUGGCUUGCUAGAUUAAUUGCCAGCGUGUCUCAAGACUUGGUUCACGUGAUUGUGACCCAAAAUUCUUUGGCUGAGGGCAUUUCAGAGACACUGAGGAUUCUCAGUGAAAUGAGACACUAUCAAAGGCUACCAGAUUAUGUUGUGGCAAUUUGUGCAUCAAAAAUCAGAGGAAAUGAAUUUUGUGUGGUGGUGUUAGGUCAACAUCAGUCCCGGGCUCUGGCAGAGAGCAUGCUAACCACAAGUGAGUUUUUGAAAGAAAUUAGUUAUGAGCUCAUCACAGGAAAGGUCAGUUUCCUGGCAUCACAUUUCAAAACCACUUCAUUAGGUGAUGACCUGGACAAGCUGCUAGAAAAAAUGCAACAAAGAAGAGGAGACAGUGUGGUCACCCCUUUCAAUGGAGACCUUAAUGAAUGUGUGUCACCCCAGGAGGCUGCUACUAUGAUUCCAACGCAAAACCUGGAUUCAGAUAACGAAACCUUCCAAAUUUAUCAACCGCAGCUUACUGUUGCCAGAAAACUCUUAUCCCAGGUAUGUGCUAUUGCAGAUAGUGGCAGCCAGAGCUUGGACCUCGGCCACUUUAGCAAAGUGGACUUCAUCAUCAUCGUCCCAAGAUCAGAGGUUCUGGUCCAGCAGACUCUUCAACGGGUUCGACAAUCAGGUGUCCUUAUAGACCUGGGUCUGGAGGAAAAUGGGACAGCUCAUCAGAGAGCAGAGAAAUAUGUUGUUCGUCUGGACAAUGAGAUUCAAAGCAAGUUUGAAGUUUUUAUGAGGAGGGUGAAACAGAACCCGUACACACUGUUUGUGCUAGUUCAUGACAACUCCCAUGUGGAGCUAACGAGUGUCAUUUCUGGCUCUCUGUCACAUGGUGAACCCAGUCAUGGACUGGCUGAUAGAGUCAUUAAUUGCAGAGAAGUUCUGGAAGCUUUCAAUCUCCUGGUGCUCCAGGUUAGCUCCUUCCCAUACACACUGCAAACCCAGCAGUCCCGAAUCAGCUCCAGCAAUGAGGUUCACUGGAUACAGCUUGAUACCAUGGAGGAGGUGGGCUGUGAGGAGAAGCUGUACUUCGGCUUGAACGAGUACAGCAAGUCUCUGCAGUGGGGGGUCACCAGCCCGCUUCUGAGAUGCGAUGAGACCUUUGAGAAAAUGGUGAACACACUCUUGGAGAGGUACCCCAGGCUGCACAGCAUGGUCGUCCGCUGCUAUCUUCUCAUCCAGCACUACUCUGAGGCUCUGAUGGCACUCACUACUAUGGCGUCACUCCGAGACCACAGUACACCAGAAACACUUAGCAUUAUGGAUGACCUCAUCAGCUCUCCAGGAAAAAACAAAAGUGGGAAGGGACACAUGCUCGUUAUCAGGGUGCCCUCGGUGCAGCUGGCCAUGUUAGCCAAGGAGCGGCUGCAGGAGGUGCGCGACAAGCUGGGCCUACAGUACCGCUUUGAGAUCAUCCUGGGGAACCCCGCCUCUGAACUCAAUGUGGCAACGCACUUUGUGGCACGAUUAAAGAUUUGGAGAGGGAAUGAGCCCGAAGAGUGGAUCCCUCGGACGUAUCAAGAUUUAGAAGGCCUCCCUUGUAUAGUGAUAUUAACUGGCAAAGACCCUCUUGGAGAAACCUUUCCCAGGUCUUUGAAGUACUGUGACCUCCGGUUAAUCGACUCAAGCUAUUUAACUCGCACCGCCUUGGAGCAGGAGGUGGGUCUGGCAUGCUGCUAUGUCUCAAAGGAGGUCAUUCGGGGGCCCACUGCUGCCCUGGACCUCAGUGGGAAGGAGCCAGAGCAGGCCCCUAGCAGCGAGAAGGACUCCGAGGAGCUGCUCAUUGACCUAGAACGGCCGCAGAGCAAUAGCAGUGCUGUCACUGGAACCUCAGGUUCCAUCAUGGAGAAUGGGGUGAGCUCCUCCAGUACAGCUGACAAGUCCCAGAAGCAGUCCCUGACCUCCAGCUUCCAAAGCCCAGUCACCAGUGUGGGGCUGGAUGAAGGGGUCUCUGCCAGCACUGCCAGGGCUGGGGAGACCCUGAAGCAGGAGUGUGACUCCCUGGGUCCUUUGAUGGCCAGCAGCACCACCUCCAAGCCCUCCUCAUCCUCAUCAGGCUCCCGGAGCCUUGCAUGGCCAGGACAGCCCCCCAGAGGCCUUAGGGGCCUGCACACUGCCCUGCCCCCAGUAGUUAUCUUAUCUAAGGCGGCCUACAGUCUCCUGGGCUCCCAGAAGGGCAGUAAGCUGCCAUCUUCCUCAUCCCUGCUACCACAUGCUGACGUGGCCUGGGUGAGCUCCCUGAGGCCGAGCCUGCACAAGGACAUGAGCAGCGAGGAGCAGUCCCUCUACUACCGGCAGUGGACCUCAGCCAGGCAGCACCACGCUGACUACAGCAACCAGCCAGACUCUGCCUCAGGUGCCCGGACCUUCCAUCCACGGCGGCUGCUGCUGAGUGGGCCCCCCCAGGUGGGAAAGACUGGCUCCUAUUUACAGUUCCUUAGGAUCCUCUUCCGCAUGCUCAUCCGGCUCCUGGAGGUAGACGUGUACGACGAGGAGGAGAUCAACACCGAUUACAACAAAAGCAGUGAUGUGAGCCAGUCAGAAGGAGAGCCCUGGCCUGACAUCGAGAGCUUCAGCAAACUGCCUUUUGAUGUCAGUGUGCAUGAUCCUAAGUACCGUCUGAUGAGCCUGGUAUAUACUGAGAAGCUGGCAGGGGUCAAACAAGAAAUAAUAAAGGAAUGCAAAGUUGAAGAGUCCCGGAAACGAGAAACCGUGUCCAUGAUGCUGACCAAAUAUGCAGCCUACAACACCUUUCACCACUGUGAGCAGUGCCACCAGUACAUGGACUUCACCCCUGCCUCCCAGAUGUCUGAUUCCACCCUUCAUGCAUUCACGUUUUCUUCGUCUAUGCUGGGAGAAGAGGUUCAGCUCUAUUUCAUCAUUCCCAAAUCCAAAGAGAGUCAUUUUGUCUUCAGCAAGCAGGGCAAACACCUGGAGAGCAUGCGGCUGCCUCUGGUUUCAGACAAGAAUUUGAAUGCAGUCAAGAGCCCUAUUUUCACUCCUUCCAGUGGCCGACACGAGCAUGGACUCCUAAACCUUUUCCACGCCAUGGAGGGCAUCAACCACCUUCACCUCCUGGUGGUCAAAGAAUAUGAGAUGCCGCUGUAUCGCAAGUACUGGCCCAACCACAUCAUGCUGGUGCUUCCUGGCAUGUUCAAUAAUGCAGGCGUGGGUGCUGCUAGGUUCCUCAUUAAGGAGCUGUCCUAUCACAACCUAGAACUGGAGAGGAACCGCCUGGAAGAGCUGGGAGUCAAACGCCAGUGUGUCUGGCCUUUCAUCGUCGUGAUGGAUGACUCCUGUGUCCUAUGGAACAUUCACAGUGCUCAAGAGCAAACCAGCCAGCCCAUGGAAGCAGGAGUUUCCAGUAAGAAUGUGUCCUUGAAGAGUGUCUUGCAGCAUAUUGAAGCCACACCAAAAAUUGUCCACUACGCAAUCCUGGGCAUACAGAAAUGGAGCAGCAAACUGACUUCUCAGAGCCUAAGGGCCCCAUUCUCGAGGUGCCACGUGCAUGACUUCAUUCUCCUCAACAUAGACUUGACUCAGAAUGUGCAGUAUGACUUCAACAGGUAUUUCUGUGAAGAUGUUGACUUUAACCUGAGGACAAACAGUAGUGGCCUGCUCAUCUGCCGCUUUAAUAACUUCAGUCUCAUGAAGAAACAAGUUCAGGUUGGAGGACAAAGGGACUUUAUCAUUAAGCCAAAGAUCAUGGUGUCACAGAGCCUAGCUCCCAUCCUGCCCCUCCAGUACGUCUGCGCGCCUGACAGUGAGCACACACUUCUGGCAGCCCCUGCACAGUUUCUCCUCGAGAGGUUCCUUCAACAUGCUGCAUAUAAACUCUUCCCCAAAGCCAUCCAGAACUUCAAGAGUCCUGUGCUGGCCAUCGACUGCUACCUUAACAUUGGACAGGAGGUGGCCAUCUGCUACAUCAGCUCCAGACCCCACUCCAGCAAUGUCAAUUGUGAAGGGGUGUUUUUCAGUGGACUCCUCUUGUACCUCUGUGACUCUUUUGUAGGUGCUGAUCUUCUUAAGAAAUUUAAGUUUCUAAAAGGUGCUACCCUGUGUGUCAUCUGCCAAGACAGAAGCUCUUUACGCCAAACAAUCGUCCGCUUAGAGCUAGAAGAUGAAUGGCAGUUCCGCCUCCGGGACGAGUUUCAGACUGCUAACAGCAGUGAUGACAAGCCUCUCUACUUUCUCACUGGACGCCACGUAUGAGCUUUUGACGAAACCAAAAAUAACAAUGGGAUGCCUAGAUGGGGUGGGACCAAAACAAUUAUUGGGGAUUUCUUUUCCUUAAAGUACAAUCACUGUGGAGCAAAGUGCAACAUAUUUGUCUAUUCUCCAAAGAACUCUCCAAAUCUAACCCAAGUUUUGGGGGACAUCGUUCUCCUUCAGUCCCAAUUAUAGAACCUGAAGUUCAGAUGGACUCCACAGUAGGCAUUUAUGCAGUUACUUAAGAUAUGGUCUGCCUGUGGGAGCCUGAGAAGGCAAGACUUUGGAGAACAAACAUGGAGUUGGUGUUGUUUUUUCUACUAUACUAUGUUAGGGAGAAAACUGACUGUCAGCAUUAGUUCGCUUGAAUGUGUUACAUGAGUCCCACACCACUGGUGUGGAAUUAACUGAAGAUUAAUGUUUGGGGCCUGAACCCUCAGUUUCUCUUCAGAGCUGUACUUGGGUACAGUAUUACUCAGGGGUCUGAAAUGAUAGAAUGUAGAAGAUAUUUGUAUUUAAAAAAAAGUAGUUUUGUCUUUUCUCUGUGCAGUGUUAGUUUAAGAUUCAUACUCUUAUAUGUAUUGAAACUUUUGGCAAAAUUUCCACAGGAGUUAAAAGUUUACUAUUUAAACUGAACAAAUGAAUCAGUAAAUGCAGAGCAGGCACUGCGUGUGUUAUGAAGCUUCUCUUAGCUUAACUCCUUUGCUUUUCCCAUUCUUUAAAAAAGUUUCCAGUCUAUGACAAUAUGGAACUAUGAUUAUUAUUGUGCAAGAAACUGAUUAAGUAGCUGGGCCAAUUCAGCAACUUUCUGCAGUUUACCUUCCCCGACCCUGUUUUGGUUGGAAGUAAGCAGUUGGCACCAGCAAACUUUAUAUGUCAGCCUGAGAUUCUGUUGUGGAGUCAAAUUCAGGAACUCAAGCAAAGCUUCCUUUUACAGAUACUGAGUACCAGCCGCCUUACAAUAACAACACAGAAAAUACUGAAAUGGGAAAUAGAGCCAUAGAAAGAGAAAUAACUGUUUUACUUAAUCUACCAGUACUUUUUUGUGAGGAGUAAAGAGAACCCCAUGAAGACUGUUUUUGGUUAAUUAAACUCAGCAGGUGGUGUUUAACCAGUAUAAACAGUUAGAUUUCUAAGUUUCUAUGGCUUUCUCACCAAAAAUUUUAAUCAAAAAUGUAUUUUCAGAAAUAGAACAGUAAACUUCUAUUGGAAGUUUACACUUAACUUAUUCUAGUUCAUCAUUAAACAGUCUCUUCAGACUUUUCUCAUUAGCCCAUAUGUAUCACUUUAUCCCCAUUUAAAAUGGUCAUUUUUACUUGAAUCUAUCUUAUGACCUGAAACUACUGAGAGGGGCCUACUAAGCCUGCAUUUACUUAGAACAAAUAGUGUUAAUUGACCAGCUUUAUUGUCUUGUGAUAAACAAGGAGUUUACAGCUAGUGAGAAGAUGGAAUGUAUUAGACUGAAGAUGGUUUGUAGAUCUCUUGGUUUUAAUAUAGCUACUUACAAUGCUUUAAAUGUAUUUUGAAAUGAACAAUUCCUUUUAACCCCGCUUUUUAAUUGUCCUUCAAAGAAGACCUGCCUUAUAUAGCCUUUAAAAAUACUCCUUAACUUUAAUACAGCAGAGUUUUUGGCAAAGAGGUACAUUCUGAAGCAAUUUGGUUUACAUGUAUGAAUGUAUUUCACUUGCUCCUGUUUUGUUGAAAGGGCCUGGUGCAGAUGAUAUCAAGAAAACCAUUGUUUGUGCAAUAUUCCAAUAACACUACAUAGGGCAAAUAAAAUACUUGAAAUCAAUUCUAAAACAGUUUUUGUACCUGGGGCAGAUGGCCUCUUAAAGAGUUUCUUCUGGCUUUGUAACUUCAUAGUCUAAAGAACACUUAAAAAUUAAUUACUUGAUGCAGGUGCUCCACAUUAGGUAGGGCUGCACUCUGGAAAUUCAAACGAUUACGAGCUCAUAAAUACUACUCAACUCUGCGAAAGAGAAAUGCCAGAAUGAAGCCAAUGACCAUCACCCCGACAAUGGAAACAUUUCAGUUGACCUGCCUCUUCUUUUCAAACCCUAUCUUACUAAGGUUUGGAUCUUUUAAAAUGCCCUCUUUCAGGGCAUUUUUAAGGAUGAAACUGCACAAGCACAGGACACCAUGAUUUGUUAAUGCGUGUCUUGGGGUAUGCAGUUUUAUGCUUAUCCAUCCCUUAGACUCUGAGGUGGGAUAAAUGUAUUCACUAAGCCACACAGUAACUUUACAGGCUGCUGGAACCUCAGCACAUAUGACAGUUCAUACAGGUUAAUACUGAAUGUAAACUAAAAAUUAGAAGAACUGUUGUAGUCAAUUUGUUUUGGCUGUAAUUUAUGCAACUGCUUCUUGUGACUUUUAGAAAAGGGGGUACCUGUGUUUUUAUUACUGUAAAAUUUUCUUAACCAAAAUUUGGUGAAUUUCACUAGUCAGUCUACCUCACAUUUUGUUUAUAAUUCUAAGUUGUCUUAAGUUGUGUCUACAGUAUGUUCGUGUCCUUUCAUUUAAUUUGGUGAAUGUAUUAAAAUUCUCUCCCAUUCCCUACCUCCCAAAAAAGUUUGUUUUCUUUAAGCUAAUUUUCUGUAUGUUAAAAAAGUGGAAAGAACUUCCUGACUCCAGCAAUGUCUAAGAAAGGCUGGAUGUACCAUUAUCAUCGGUUGGAUAGCACUAAGGUUCUCUAUUUUGCACAACAGUCCAAGAAAAUGCUAAAUAGUUGCUGAACGAAAGUCUGUCUCUCAUACAAAGCAGAUAACACACACAUAAAAUAGCUACAGACCCAAAUACACAUUUCCAUAUAAUUACAGAUCACAGAAUGAGAAAUGAGGGAUUAGAAAUAGUCACAGUACAGCCCCAGUCUUUCACUGUAUGGAAAGUAACUGUUCUCACUUUGGUAUCCUCAGAUACAGAACUCUGAGUUGCUAGAACUAUGUAGUACUCAUGAUAUGUGUUAUUGUUAAUCUGAUUUGUUUCUAAACACCUAAUUUGAGAAUAACUGUUGCCCCAGAAAAUGCCUCUCCGCUCUCAUAUGUAAAGAGUACUAAAAUAAUAGAAUUUGAAAGAGAACUAACGAAAACACUCUUCUAGGACAAAGGCUCCAGGGAGUUACCUGAUGAGGGGCAAUGUUUGUAGGUCUGAUGACAGACUGAAGGGAAUAGAGAACACCAGUGUUCUACACCUGUUUCAAGCAGCUGCCCUGAAAAGACUAUUAACAUUCUGACUGCCAAACUUUCACAUUCAGCUACCUCACCCUGGAAUAACAUCCAGAAGACAAACAUUCCUCAGGCUUGUAGACAUGCAAACUGGCUCCUAAGUUUGGGCCAGAAUAUUGCUGUAAGACUGAGGUCCUCGCCUCACUGAAAAAGCCAUCACUAAAGAUUUUAGAAAUGGCCUGUAAGGUCAAAGAAAAAGUUGUUCAGAUAAUAAAUUCACUAGACACUUAACUGUCAGGUACUGAGCAUUUACUUCAGUGACAACAGAGUAAGUUACAAGAAAGAAAAGGCAAUACCACAAAGUGUUUUCUCACUACUUCCUAAGAGGUUCAAUGUAUUUUAUUUUUACAAAAAAGGAUAAUGCGCAUGAGAUGUUCCUAUGAGACAGAAAGAACUUUUCCCUUUCAGGAGUCAAGAGAAAAAAAGAAGGUAUAUAUCUCUAGUCACUUCUACAGGAAUUGACUCAGCAAUUUUAAUAAUAGGUGCACUAGUAUUAAAUAUGUAGCUGGCCAUAUUCCUGCCCAGCUACAGAAAAGGGAUAAGACUCUGUAGCUGGGCAGCCAGGCAAAGUAAGCAAUAACAAUUAAAAUACCACUGCAGGUCUGUUGUACUCAUAGACUGGAUUUACAAUACUCAUCCUUUUAGCAGGCACACCAAGUUUACUCUUGCUUGUUAUAAACUGAUGAAAUUUGCCUUUUACAAUUCUUGCUAAAGAAACUAACCAUUUUGUGUCUACACAAGUAAGGGCAUAACCCUUCAAAUCUCAUGGUUCCUACAGUAUCUAUAUGCUAGUUAUUUUCACAAAAGACCAACUAUUUGAGAGCUAACAAAAAAUUUAUAGACACUUUUAUAUCAGCAAUUAUAGACUCCAAUCCUUCUGAAGCUUGACUACAGCCAUUGGUCUAAACUCACUGUUGCUCAACCACCCCAGAGACACAGCUAUUUUUCUGACAUCACUUGGACUCUUCUGUCUUCAAUUGUGAUAUCAUGGUGUUACACAUUCCCUGAUUUUUUUUUCUUCUAAUGUUUUAAAUAGUGUGUAUAUUAAUUGUUCAAAGGGGUUUUACUGUGAUAUUGCCAUACUUGCAUAUAAUGAACUUUAACUAAAUUCACUCUAGUACUCUUUCUUGUUCUCUCCCCACCCCUGCCUUUUUGAGACAGGGUCUCCUUAUAUAGCCCAGGUUGGCUACAUGGCCUGCCUCAGCCUCCUGAGUACUGUGAUUACAGGAGUGUAACACCAUACUUAGCCAUUCUUUGAUUUUUUUUAAGACUCUUCCCUUGCUUUCUGCCACUCUUUUCUGACUCUCUUACCUGGAUCAUGCCUUCUCAGAUCUUCUUCUUUGAGAUGCUUAAAUGAUGGUAUUCCUUGAAGAGCUCUCAUAAUUUCUCCUGUUACAAACCCCAUGAUGGUACCUUCUUAACCUUCAAGUAACUCAUAAAUAUGCUCAGUCCAAACCUCUCCCAAACUUUAUAUCCGCAUUUCCAAUUGUACACUAGAUAUUUCUACUUGGAGGCUCUAUAACAAUCUUCAAAUCUUGACCAAAUCUGAGCUCACUCUUUGCCAUCAAAUCCUUCCAACCUAAUUCCCUUAUAUUCC
This is a messenger RNA of Castor canadensis (American beaver), 11100 nucleotides long. It is a transcript of the gene Greb1l, whose product is annotated as GREB1 like retinoic acid receptor coactivator. Lineage: Eukaryota; Metazoa; Chordata; Mammalia; Rodentia; Castoridae. Gene Ontology annotation, biological process: kidney development; multicellular organism development. The record is from RefSeq and is a predicted model, not a curated record.